ACGACGCUUGUCGGGAGUACUUUCGACAAGAUGGCGGACGAGGAUAUUACGCUUGAUGGACAGCCUUUGCAAUCCCUCCGUGUCGCCGAUUUGAAAGCCGCGCUGGAGCAGAGAAAUCUGCCCAAAAGUGGGGCGAAAAACAAACUCAUCCAGCGACUGAAGGGGGCUCUGAUGCUGGAGAACCUACAAAAGUCGUCCACCUCUCACAGCGGACUGCAGCCAAACUCUCAGAUCGGAGAGGAGAUGAGUCAGAAUAGCUUCAUCCAACAGUAUCUGGCCAAGCAGCAGGAACUCCUCAGUCAUAGGCAGGAGCGAGAAGCCCAGCUUGAGGAGGAGACCGACGAAAGCUCAGCAAUGCCGGAAGAGGACGAAGACCAGUCGGACAACGACAGCUCCUCCUGCGUCUCCGACAAGCAGAGUCACCCUGUGGCAGAGAGGGCGGGAUCUCUGAGGGGCGAAGGUUCAAUUUCACGUAGGCCAGAUGGCGCUUCCGGCCACCAGGAGGACCCGGAAGCCCCCGGCGCCAGGAUGCACAGCGCCACUUUUCCUCAAGGACACAAGGAGCCCCCGGCACCUUCUCCUCCCCGCGCCGUGGCCUCCCUGUCGGUGCGCGUCCUGGGCCAGCCGGACCGCCAGGGGCUUCCCCCGCCCUUGUCCAGAGCCCAAGAGAAAGAAGGCGUCGCGCCCAGCGAAACCGGAUCGGCCCAUUCCGUGCUCCACCUCAGCCGAUCGGCCGGCGUCUCAGCCGGAGGUCGGGUCCGGGAGGACAGCGACGACGAUGACGACGACGAUGACGGUAGCGGGGAUGAUGAAGAUUGGGGGCCCGGGCCCGGCGGUGCCCGAAAAGGCAACCGUGCCCCGACGCGACCUCCGCAGAUGCCCGCCGGUGUGGCGAGGUCCAAACGUAAGCUUCAGCCUCCGCAGCACAUCCCGCCGCCGCAGCCGCACCACAACCUGAUGCAGCUCCGCCACCCGACGCCCCCUCCCUCGCCACCCCCUGACCUGUUUCCCCUCCCGGACACCCCCAAGCAGAGCCCACCGGACACCGACGACAAGGAGGGGGAAAGCUCCGGAGCGCCUGGCGACUCGCAGAGGCGAGACUCUGACUCGAGAUCCCGCUCCAGCAGUCCCGAGCCCCCCUCGAAGCGCAAAGCGGGCCCACUUUCUCUGCUGGUGCACAAGAUGGAGUCAGAGGAGGCGCAGACCAGCGCGGCUACUGGCGAUUCCCCGGAGGGGAGCGAGAAGAAAGAAAAUGAGAUGGGCGGCCGCAAAGAGGAACUGACAAAAACGCGAGAUGGAGAAGAGCUUGACGAGAAAAAGCAGGCAGGCAACGAUAACCACAGGGCCGAGGCCCGCGAGUCGGGUUCCUCGUCUGAUUCGGACUCGCGUUCCGACCCCUCGUCCAAAUCCUCUUCGUCCUCGUUCGUCAGGGUUCAGUCACGCCGUGUGAAACAGACCAAGACGGCCCAGCCUGGACACGGCGCAGAUAAGGAGACGACGGGGACGGGGACAGAGAAAGGAGAACUCCGCAAAAGGGCCGUGUCCGAGCCCACAGAGGUAGCCGUGUCCAAGGCGGAACCCCGCGCCGAGGCAGGGGAGCCGGCGCCGGAUGCCGAGCCCGUCGACGGCGAGGGCCGCCUGGAGGAGGGCACCGCUCCAAAAGGUUUUGCCGUCCGCAAGAUCUCCCUGACCAGCAAUAAGACGCCGCCCACCGACACCGAGGGAGGAGCCGGAGACGCCGACGCCGCAGGAACAGCGGUGAGGAAAAGACGUUGGGGCUCCAGCACGGCGGUAACCGCCAAGAAGCCAUCCAUCAGCAUCACUACCGAGUCACUCAAGUCUCUAAUCCCAGAUAUCAGAUUAGCCCAGGAGGCCGUGGUGGACCUUCACCCAGAGGAGCUGCAGCUCUCCGGAGACGAGGGCCCCGCGGACAGCGGUCAGGGCGACGAGGAUGAGGGCCUCAAGAUCCGACGCACGGUUACGCAGGUGGUCCCCGGGGACGGCCAGGAGAACGGGCAGGCCGGCGAAGACGAGGACGCCGAGACAGCGGAGCAAGAAACCUUGCGACCGACCCCGGUUGACCAGUCUAGGCAAGCUCCUGCUGAGAAGAUUCCUGAGAAGGUCGACGAAGAUGUGAAGAAAGUUCCCCCAGCCGACGGUUUGGUGCGUCGCUCCAUCAGUCAGCAGCGGUCCGGCGUGUCCAUCACAAUCGAUGACCCCAUCCGAGCCACGCGGCGGCCCUCGCCACCCCGCGGAAAACUGUCAAAUAUCAUCCAUGUGACCAACCUGGUGCGACCUUUCACCCUGGGCCAGCUCAAAGAGCUUCUGAAGCAAACGGGCAACGUGCUGGAGGAGGGCUUCUGGAUCGACAAAAUCAAGUCGCACUGCUACGUCACUUACGCUACGACAGAGGAGGCGGCGGCUACCAGAGAGGCUCUUCACGGGGUCAAGUGGCCUCAGAGUAACCCCAAAGUGCUCGGUGUGGACUUCUGUGAACAGGAUGAGCUCGACUUUCAUAGAGGUUUGCUCAAGCCAAACCGCGAAGAGCCGCAAGUCCCGCAACCCGUCCCGCCGCCCAGCCGGCCGCCCCCACUCAUGCCCGAGCGGGACAGGGAGCGAGACCGGGACCGCGAAAGGGAGCGAGACCGUGAGAGAGAGCGAGACCGCGGCACACCCAGCGUGCGGGACCUGUGGGCUGAGCGGCAGCGACAGAUGGAGCGCCGCGAGCGAGCCCGGGGGGAGCGCGAGUGGGAUCGCGACAAGAUCCGAGAGUUCUCGAGGCCGGGGGCGGACAAGGGGGAGCGGCGCUCCAGGUCCCGUGACCGAGAGCGGCGGAGGCGGGAAAGGCCAAAGAGCAAGGAGAAGAAGCCUGACAAGAAGGCAGAGAAGGUGGACGAGCCUCCCGCAAAGCUGCUGGACGACUUGUUCCUCAAGACCAAGGCGGCCCCUUGCAUUUACUGGCUCCCGCUCACUGAAGAACAGGCGGCGCUGAGGGUGCAGGAGCGCAGCGAGCGGCAAAAGGAGCGAGAGCGGCGACUCAAGGAGCUGCAAGACGAGCAGGAAAAAAUGCGGGAGGAGCGCAAGAAAGAGCGGCUGAAGGCCCGCGAGAAAGAAGACAGAGGCGGAGGAGCGCCGGCGUCCGGAAGGGCGGCCGACGCGGAGCGGGAGAAGGAGCGAUGCCGCAACAAAGAGGGCGAGCGGAGGCGGGAAGGCGGGUGGCCGCCGGCCGGGCGGCGCUCCCGUAGCGGAAGCGAGAACCGAGACAGGCGCCGCUGAAGCGCGCGGAAGAGGAGCGGCAGACUCCCUCGUGAUGUGGCGUCCGUUUGGAGGGGGCAGCGUUGUCCUCCUGAGGUUUGAGAGGCCUUUUUGGGUUUUUUUUUUUUUUUUUUUUUUUCUUCCCCUUCCUUCUUCUGUGGUUCCGCAGUUUAUUCCUCCCAAAGCCCUAUAAUAAAGUUUAAAAUAGAUUCCCACGUCCUUCAAAACCUUUCUCGAAGCAGUUUGUCUUUCCACUUGCUUCAGCUCUGAACUUUUUACAAACCAGAGACGAUUCUUUGUUUAGGGUUUUUUUUUUUUUUUACAUUUGAUCUUGUUGAAACACAUUUUUUAAAAAAAAGUAUCAUAGUACUUGUUGAUGUCAAGAAGACGAGACAGAGCUCCCCCCUCUGUAAAAUCCUAUUUCCAUUACUCACAAAAAAAAAGUGAGGGAACCUCUGGGCUUUGGGGUGAAAUUUCAGGAUGAACCGGAAAUACUCUGUGAUCUCGAGUCCAGAUCCGUUCUAAACUUUUGAGCGUCUAACUUGGGUUGGUGGUUUGACAUGAGUUAGUAGAAAAGUGUUGACUUGCGGACGAUCUCGCAUAUUUCAAGUUCAUCCCGUAUUUUGCGCUCCAAGCCAAAGAUCUUGACCUCUUUGUAGUGCAUCGAACGAUCCAAGCUGUUUGUCUUCUAGCUAAGAGAUGAAUUUUGUUUUUAGUUGAGAAUUUGAUUUUUGUUGUUGUUGCUGAAUGUACCAAGUUAUGACAAAUAAGUU
This is a messenger RNA of Syngnathoides biaculeatus (alligator pipefish), 4028 nucleotides long. RefSeq names its product apoptotic chromatin condensation inducer 1b (gene acin1b). The record is from RefSeq and is a predicted model, not a curated record. Bases 31 to 3276 code for a protein of 1081 amino acids. Gene Ontology annotation, molecular function: RNA binding. NCBI's taxonomy places the organism in Eukaryota, Metazoa, Chordata, Actinopteri, Syngnathiformes, Syngnathidae. The transcript is spliced from 17 exons.